GACACCGCCUGCCGCAAGCUUGCAUGUGAGGAGGCUUCCUCUUCCGAGCGCCCGGCGCAAACAUGAAGAUCAAGAAACAGGCCACCUCGCGACAUGAGUCGACUCUGUCGUCCAUGAUCGCGGAUUUCGUCAAGGCGACUGAGUCAAUACCGCUCUACCAGCUGCCUGCACACCUGGCCUCGUUCCCCAAGCAUUGGCCCUUCCCCCGCGGCGAUGCAUACCACUGGAUCCCCGCACUGGACCGCUUCGACCACAUCCUCGACCUCUUCAACAAGGAAUAUGGCCUUGUUGAUGGCCCCCAGACACAGCCGUUCCAGCGCCGGCUCUUGCUCAAGGGCGACGCUGACCAAGGCAGCACUGCCUCCGACCAGACUACCACGGAAGCUGUUCUCGAUACCCUGCACCUCUCGCAGGAUGGCGACCGUGAGCUGAUCGAGCAAAUACUCAAUUUCACCCGCAUGCUGCUGGAAAACUGCGGCAAUCGCAGCCUGUAUUCGAGUAGCGAGCGUCUCGACAAGCUGCUCAACACGACAAGCACCUCUCUCCUUAAGGCGACGCUUCGCCUCGGCCAUCGCCUGGCCCAACGCUAUGCUGCUGCCCGUAUGCGCCACGCACCUGCCACGCUGCACCCGUCUGCCCUCUCCAGCCACUACAAUAUCAACUUGGACAAAGUUCAGAAGCUAUCAAGUCCCUUUGCAAAGGGCCCCACUGCGCCAGCCCCCGUCUUUGGUACGCCGGCGGGCAGAGGGAAAGACCGCGCGGGCGGCGCUGAUAGGGUCAGCCCGUCCGACCUGGUUGGCAUGUACUCUUUGUCGGAUGCGGCGAUGAAGCAAGAAUUUGGUGGUGUGCUCAUCUCGUACUAUGAGCCGGCGCCCGCGACCGAAGAAGGCAGCAGCAAGCCGGCGACCACUGAGACGCCUGCAUCUGCCCCCACGACGCCAACACCAGUACGAAGAACGUCAAGUAUGGGCCCGAACCGGACUCCACGACAGCCUCAACCUGUAGCUCCUGCUGAAUCACCAAAUACCCCAGUCUUCACCCCAGGGCAGCCCAGUAGUAAAACAAAUGGACCCAAGACAUUUGAGUUCUCAGUCGACAAGGUUGCCAAAGGCGAUAUACACGACCUCAUCAAAGAAGGGCUUGAGAGUCUGCCCGAAAGUGUGCACUAUGAAUUUCUACACAAAUUGCGGAUUGCCAAGUUGUUCAACAAUGGUGCUGCCGGACGUGAUGACGCAGUCGCUAUCCGCCUCUUGUCCAUUGCCAACAUAGGCUACGUGCACAUCGAGAAGGAAUUCAUGGCCAAGUUGGGCCAGCAGGAUGCAGACGAGCCACGCAGGCUACAACUGGCACACCAGCUCUCCGAACUAGUCCACCCACCGAGCAAUGGCCAGGGCGGCCUCUCGCUCGAGCUUCAAACCUUCACCAUGAAUGCUCUUGAGGCUCUUGCCAAACACAAGUCGAAAGCUGCUGAUAUAUGCGCUGCCCUCAACGUUAAUGUCAACCACGGUGUACUGUUCUAUGUCGUUCGCAAGCUAGUCGCAGGACUUGGCGAGGAGACUGGUGACCCCGACGAUCUGGAGGAGGAUGCGUGGCGCGAUGCCCUCUUUUCUCUUUUGAAUACUCUACCCACCUCUCAAACACGCACUGGUGAGCAGAUGGUAGCUGCAGGACUCUUGGAAAUUCUCGUCGAUGUUCUCAAGCUUCGUACAGCAAAGGCUGAGCGUAACCACCCCAAGAUUCUAAACUUCCUUGACACAUUUGUGUACAAUUUGCGCGACGCCUUCUCUGCUCUUGUGGCUGCAAAGGGACUAGAAAUUAUUGCUGACCUCAUGCAAUACGAAGUCGACGUCUCCAAGAAGCUUGCUGAGGAAGACAAGGGCAUGCCCAAGGAGUACAAGACACAGCUUACUGAUUAUCAAAUUCCCUUCUAUCAUCAACAGAGUCUACGCUGGUUGUUCAAGUUCCUUAACCACAUGAUGACGCACACAGGCGGAAACUUCGACCGCUUGAUGCGGAAUUUGAUUGACUCACCGCAGCUGCUGAGUAGCCUACGCACUGUGCUGUCGAAUGCAAAGAUUUUCGGCUCAACGGUUUGGAGCAUGGCUGUUACCAUUCUCGCUAAUUUCAUUCACAACGAGCCCACCAGUUACCAGGUCAUAGCCGAAGCAGGUCUCAGUGAGGCGUUUCUGGAGACUGUGGCUGGAGAGCCCGCUUCGGAAUCAACAGCUGCAGCAAAUGCCAAUGAAAAUGCUGCAACGUCGACAUCUCGCCCUCCGCAGGAAGCUGAAAAGCCACUUGCGAAGGGUAUCUUGCCUGUUGCUGAAGCCAUAUCGACUCUUCCACAAGCCUUUGACGCUAUUUGCCUGGCGGAAGCUGGUAUGAAACUCUUUCAAUCUUCGACUGCUCUUGAGCGCUUCUUCGAGAUCUUUGAAAGUCCUGCCCACGUCAAGGCACUCGAUGCCGACGCAGAGAUGCCUACUAUGAUUGGUAACUCUUUCGAUGAGCUCGUGCGUCAUCAUCCGCCACUGAAAGGUCGAGUCCUUUCGUGUCUCAGCGAGUUGAUUGCUCGUGUUGUCCAACUGUGCGCCAGCAAAGCCGAGAAAGAGGGCGUAGGGGCUAAACUAUGGACCGAAGAUGCCAACGGGAAGCUUCUUGUAGCCGGCGGCCGCCAAGCUCUAUCUGGCUCAGGACCGCAGAGAACCUCUGGGUCGACUGGUACCGAUGUCGAGAUGAAGGAUGCCGACGAAACACCUAAUGAAUACAUUCGCGUGCUUUGCAGGUUUCUGUCUGGCUUCUUCUCGAACCAUGCCAUGUGCGCUGCUUAUAUCGAACUUGACGGCGUCGAUUCCAUUCUUGACAUCUCUAACCUUGCUUGUCUAGACCCGAAGUCGAGUGAAAACCGCAGUAUGUGUGAGCAGUUUGGCCACGUUGUACAGGUUCUCGUCGAACAGAAGCCGCACAUUGCUGUUCCCUCCCUGAUCAGGCGCACACAACAGGCCCUGGAACGUUUACAGCCUCUUCUUGAUCACACCGGCAAGCAAGCAUUCUUUGUGCCAUUCACGAGUUCAAGCAAUUCCCCGGAUAAUGAGCACCUGCAACGAGGCACCCAGUACGUCAAAGCACUGGUGUCCGCGCAUACCCUUGUCGGCGCCAUGACUCUGACUUUCCAGAGCCAGAUGUACAGUACGCGUUCGGCCCACAAUGUGUCAAGUCAGGUCAACCUUGCCGAUAUGUACGCACGCUUAGUUGAUAGUCUUGGAAAGCUUCAUCGUAGCUGUGUUUGGGAGGAGCUUCUCCUUCAACGCAAUAUGCCUACCGAGUGGGAGAAAGAAACUCGUGUCGCUAGCUCUGGCUUCGGUAACGAUGAAGCUGACCAUGUUUUCCGCAUCGGUAACAGCGCAACUGAAUCGCCUAGUAAUGCAGAGACUGCCCCUGCCACUGCUGGAGCUACUGCCGAGAAUCCUACCUUGAGCCACAACAGUGCACGAUUCAAGAAUACGCAAACUCUCCGAAACUUACUUAGCAAGAUACCCACAGAAAUUGCGCCUUUCUUCCAAUCGCUAGGCAAACUUCUCUUGUUCCGCCGCAGUCUGGAGGCAUACCAGAGACAAUGUGCCACAGUCGUCGCAGACCAACUUGCUCAAGCAGUCAUCGAUCAGCUUGAGUACGAGGGCCCAAAGGAAUCAGACAACAUUGAAGAUCGCUAUGCAUACUGGAUUGUCAUACUCACAUCACUAUCGCAACUCAUCAUCGAGCCGAAUCUAGACCGACCGCAAGCGUUGACUUUGCUGCUCGUGUCGUUCCGCAAUCUUGGCGGAUUCGAUGUUCUGGCCAACAUUCUCAACCAGUUCUACGAAUCAGCACUUGAAAUUACGCAAAAGCAGAGCGAAGAUACUAGUGAGGAGAUGAAGCGUUUGCUCAAUCUUUCGCUUGGUGGUAUCAAGAUCAUUCUUGCCUUUUUCUCUCAAAUCAUCAACUACAAGGUCAUUGGAGAAUCGCCGCAGACCUCAUCGAUGCAGACCAGACCAGAUCGCGACAGGGAGCGAUCAGAUUACUUUCUAACUGCACAGUUCCUCGUUGAGUUGCGUUUUGCUGUGAUCAAGCCUGUGGAGAAGAUUUGGAACUCGAAUCUCAUCGACAAGGCCACGAGUUCCAUUGUCAAGACAUCGGUCAACAUCCUCAAGUCUGUUCUUGAAUGCGAUGGCGAGCACGGAGCUUACAAGAGCAUCGACAAGAUCCCAAAGCGCAGUAAGCCCAUAAUCAAGCCAUGGUCUGCCCGAAAUGGAGAACACUUGAUGCGUUUGAAAGACAAUGGCUAUGAGGAAAGCCUUGCUGAGGAGGCACUAUAUCGCUGCUGUGAUAACUACAACAUGGCUAACGAAUAUUGCCGGAAUCAAGGGCGUCUCAGCGUCUCGAGAAACCCGAUACCGCAGUAUGAGAUUCAAGCACGAGGCCCACCAUCUUCAUCUCCUAGCCGGGCUGAAGUUGUGGUGCCAGAACAUACUGAUGAUGCUAGCAUGACAUCGAGCGAGAUCACCCGCGACGAGGACGAGCCCCAAGAGCCAGAGACACAGUCGGUUCAAAUGGAAGAUGCGGAUACUUCGGCUGCUACAGAAUCUGAAGCCCCUACAUCUGCUACACCUAAGCGCAUGGCCAUUGGAAAUUUGACAGAACCUGUGGCCCUAGACCAGCUCGACGAGCAGAGAUCUAAACUUCGCCAGAAUCUCGUUGACCGAUCUCUCGAUGUACUCAACUCACAUGAGGAUGUCACAUUCGAGCUUGCAGACCUCAUCUCUGCCGCCGUUCUCAAAGCGCCAGAGCCAGAAUCAAUGCGUACGGAGAUCGGUACUACGUUGGUCCAGUCUCUUAUAUCACUACAGAGCGAAGACGACUUCCGUACGCAGAGCAAGAAGAUCGCAGCUUCAGCUCAUCUACUGGCUCUAGUCCUCCAAGAGAAGGACUUUUACGAUGUUGUUGUCGGAGAGCUCAAAGACAACUUCACUACACUAUUGGGCUUCCUCAAGAUCUUCCCUGAUCAGUCCGCCGAAGACUCUUCGCCUUGGAUUGGACAAGUUUUGCUCAUCAUCGAGCGAUUGCUAGCCGAGGACCAACUUCCACGUCAGAUCACAUGGACUCCGCCCACAGAGGAAACCCAGGAGUCAACAUCUGUCGAUGAGCUACCAGAGCCAAUCGUGACAGUUGAAGAGAAGGACCAACUGUUCGGCGCCAUAAUCGAGAUGCUGCCUCGAAUCGGCAAAGAUGAAUCACUAGCUCUAUCAGUCACGCGAGUAUUGGCUAUGCUCACACGCACACGCAAGAUUGCCACACGCCUUGCGGAGAAGCGAAACGUCCAACGACUAUUCCUCAUGGUCAAGCAGCUGGCGGGUAUCUCUAAUGAGGGCCUGCGUAGCGCUUUUAUGAUUGUCUUACGCCACAUGAUUGAGGACGACGAGAUGAUUCGUCAAAUCAUGCGUACUGAGAUUCAGCAAAUGUUCGAGUCGCGUGAUCGUAGGCAGACGGACACGACUGGAUAUACGCGUCAAAUGUAUGCACUGGCCAUUCGCGCACCCGAAAUCUUUGUUGAAGUCACAAACGAGAAGCUCCAAUUAGCCCGCUUCGAUCCGAACCAGCGACCGCAGACCCUUGUUUUGAAGAAGGUCGAAACAACUUCAACGGAGCCAGCAAAUACUGCAGAAACAUCUGAUGUCGUUGCUGAGGCAGACAAACCCAAGGAAUCUAGUGAGGCGCCCAAGCAGCCAUUCCUCGAGCGCACAAAGACCUCCGAUUUGAAGGUACCGGUUGUUGAGAAUCCCGAUGGCGUCAUACACUACCUUCUGUGUGAGCUAUUGGCCUACAAGGAGGCUGAAGACAAGCCUGAGCCUCCUAAGCCUACAGAGACAGCAUCUGGAGAGCCAGGCACAACUGAAUCGAGCUCAGAUGCAGCGGCUGCAUCUACUACAGCAUCCACGGAGCCUGCCAAAACCGAGAAACCUGUGUUCAAGGCCGACUCGCACCCAAUCUACAUUUAUCGCUGCUUCAUCUUGAAGUGUCUCGCUGAGCUUCUCCAGAGUUACAACCGCACGAAGAUUGAGUUCAUCAAUUUCUCCAGAAAGGCUGACCCUUACACUGUAACGCCUUCGAAGCCGCGCUCUGGUGUGCUCAAUUACCUUCUCAACAAUCUAGUUCCAAUCGGUACUCUGAAUCACGAGGGGGAUCUCUCUUUUAAGAAGAAACUGGCGACAUCUAAUUGCGCGAUCGAUGUUAUCGUCUCAUUGUGCAACAAGACAGGAGAGCACACUCUACCCAAGACUGACGUGCCAUUGUCCCCAUACGCAGAGACUGAGCCGGACCUACUCUUUGUACGCAAAUUCGUGCUUGAGCAUGCUUUGAAGGCUUUCAAAGACGCGAACGCCUCUGAUGAGCCAUUGGACAUGAAGUACUCGAGGCUGCUCAGCAUCGCCGACAUAUUUUCUAGGAUGGUGUCACAGCGUCCGAAUGGCGAGAUGCUUACCCAAAACGCAGAUCUGACGCCAAAUCUCAAACAAAUGGGCAAGAUCAUGUAUGAGAAAAACUUCAUCACCAUUCUCACUACAGCGAUCUCAGACAUUGAUCUCAACUUCCCCAAUGCUAAACGUGUAGUCAAGUAUAUCCUCAAGCCCUUGAGAUGGCUAUGCUAUGUCGCUAUGGAUCUGAGUAUGCACUACGACACUUCAUCAACACCGGAUUCUGGCGACGAGUACGAAAUUUCGACCGCCUCGGACGACGAUCUUGUCGAGAACAUACGUGAGGAGACGCCCGAUCUUUUCCGCAACUCGACGUUGGGCAUGUUCGAACCGCCCCAUGAGUCUGAAUCUGACGAAGACUCCGAGGACGAUGAAGGCGAAGAGAUGAUGUAUGAUGACCCUUAUGCGGAUGACAUGGAGUACGACGAGGCCGAGAUUGGUGACGAUGAUGUCGUCUCCGAGGACGAUGAAGAGAUUCUAGAGAUGGAAAUUGAUGGCAUGGGACCAAUCGAAGGCCUUCCUGGUGAUGUCGAUGAUGACUCGGAAGAAGACGACGAAGAUGACGAAGAUGACAUGGACGAUAUGGACGACAUGGACGAUGAGGGCGACGAUGAUAUGGAGGAUAUGGAAGAUGCACUGGAAGAAAUCACUGCCGAUGAUGAGAAUGCCAGCCUGGCUGAAGAUCAGGAAGAUGAGUGGAGUGAUGAGCAGGAUGACUUUCCUGGUGGUGUCAAUGGCGAGGCUGGUAUGCCUCCAGGGAUUGGAUUCGUUAUCGAUCCUCCUCAGCAGCUUUUGGAGCAAAUGCGCCAGCAAGGCGGUGGCGAUAUUGAAGACUUUUUGGAUGAUGAGAUGGGAGAAGAAGAUAUAGAUGACGAAGAAGAAGAGUAUGAUGAAGACAUUCAUUACGAUCCUGGCGCAGAGGAUGAUGAGGAAGGCUUACCAGAACUGGGUUGGGGUGGCGGUUGGGAAGACCCAGCACCCGCUGCUGUCCGCCAUACGCACCGUCUUAGCCCAUGGAUGUUCCCCGCUGGUCCGGGUGAUCGCAUCCUCGUACCAGCGUAUCGAUCGCAUCGACCAGGAGCCGGUCCUCGAGCUACCGAUGACGGCAUCAAUCCUUUGCUUCAACGAGGCGGCCGCUCCACCGGACGUGACGGCCUUCCGCGCAAUGAGGGCAACAGCGACUGGGUACAUGCUAUCGAGAGCCGCGGUCCUCGUAUCUUCAACCAAACUGACAGCCCCGUCUCCUUCAUCAGCAAUCUAUUGAACGCAAUGAGCUCUGGUCGUGGUGGCCCUACAUUGCUUCAUCAUGGAGGUGCACUGCAUGUGUCAUUGGGCAAUUCCAUGGGCAUGCAGACUUUUGACAGCAGCAUGCGUCGCGAUAUUGCUCGUAUGCGAGAAACAUACAACUCACGCUCAGCCCGUGAAGAUCCUCAUUCAGCUGUAGCAUUUGUCAAGGCGUACACAAGCCAACGUUGGCAAGAGGAAGCUCGCAUUCUCUAUGGGCCUGCUGCCAUCGAGAAGAGCCAGCGUGUUAUCAAUUCCAUCCUCAAAGUCAUGGUUCCGCCUGCGAUUGAAGCGGCUAAGAAGCGCCAGGAGGAGCGCGAGGCUGAAGUUGCUCGUAAGCUGAAGGAAGAGCAGGAAAAGAAGGAGCAGAAGGAGCGCGAGGAACGUGAGAAGCGUGAGGCGCAAGAAAAAGAGGACCGCGAGCGGCGAGAACGCGAAGCUGCAGAGGCUGCGAGCCGUGCUCAAGAUCAGACAUCAGAAGGCGAACCAAAGAACGAAGCAGGAACUACCUCUGGAGAACAGGCAAUGGAAGGCGUCCAGGCUGCUCAGACCUCCGGUGAAUCAGCGACUGUCGAGUCAGUCCCUGCAGCACCUGCUGGACCACCUGCACCAAGGGUAAUGACAACCAUCAGAGGCCACGAGUACGAUAUCACCGAUCUCGGAAUUGACACUGAGUACCUCGAGGCUCUGCCAGAGGAGCUGCGAGAAGAGGUCUUGAUGCAACAGUCUGGUGAUCUCCCUACAGACAUCAACGAGGAGUUCUUAGCAGCUCUGCCAGAGGAGAUCCGCGAGGAACUGCUUGCACAAGAGGCCCAAGAACGUCGACGACGUGAGCGUGAAGAAAACCGGCGCCGCAACCAAAGCAGUGCUGUCGCUCCUCAGGCGGAGGAGAUGGACACUGCAAGCUUCUUCGCAUCUUUGGACCCUAACCUACGCGCUGCUGUUCUCAUGGACACUGAUGAGGACACUUUGAGACAACUUCCACCAGAGCUUUCUGCGGAAGCCCGAGCAAUGGGAGGUGAUCGCCGUCUCCAUCAGUUCAAUGAAUUUGGUUACAGGCGUGGCGACCGCCGCGGUCAACCGGAAGAUCCAAAUCAAAAGAAGAAGGCCCGUCCUUGCGUACAAAUGCUCGACAAAGCCGGCGUCGCAACCCUUCUGCGACUCAUGUUCAUCCCUCAGCAAGGUAGCGCCAAGGCCAGCCUUAGCUCGAUUCUUUGCUAUGUCUGCGAGAACCGCCAGAACCGUGCAGAAGUCAUCAGCAUUUUGCUGUCGAUCCUUCAGGAUGGCAGCGCCGAUGUCAACGCGGUUGAACGCAGCUUUGCUCAGCUUUCGAUACGAGCAAAGCAGCCUCAACAACCUGCGGAAAAGACACCGAAGCUCUCUCGCAAGAAUGGCGCUUUAUCCAUCAAUGCCGACGUCUCUCCACUCAUGGUCGUUCAGCAGUGCCUCAACACCCUCACUCAGCUGACCGAGAAGAAUCCUGCUGUCUGGUCUUUCUUCUUGACUGAACACGAGACUGGUGUUGGCUUCAAGAACCGCGCCAAUCGCAAGGGCAAGGCGAAAGAGAGCAAAGCAAACAAAUACCCUGUCAAUGCGCUGCUUACUCUGUUGGAUCGUAAGCUCAUUGUUGAGAGUUCUUCCAUCAUGGAGCAAUUGACCACGCUACUCAAGGUCAUCACGGCUCCAUUGCAAGCCCUUAAGAAAGAGAAAGAGAAGGCUGCUGAAGAAGCGAAGAAAGCCAGCGAGAGUUCUGCAGAAGGCCAAAACGCCGAGAACCAGUCAACCGAAGCUACAUCUACGGGCGCUGCUCAAGGCCAAGAUACUGAGAUGACAGCUGCACCCGACUCUGGAGCUACUGAGGAAGGCGCUUCCAAACCUGAUCGAUCGAAGGCUGAAGAUGACAAGACUAAGAAGCACAGAUCAUUGACACCACCGGAUGUGCCAGAAGCCAACCUUCGACUCGUAGCCAAGAUCCUUGCGGCUCGAGAAUGCAAUAGUAAGGUGUUCCAGGAGACUCUGUCAGUCAUCAGCAACCUCUCGCCUAUUCCAGGGGCAAAGGAAAUAUUUGGUCAAGAACUGCUUGGUAUCGCAAAAGAUCUAGCUAGCUCAACGCUCCGGGAUCUUGAUAGCCUGACAGUUCAGAUUUCAAAGGCAAGCUCGUCUACUGACGUCCAAGGCAUCGCUCUUGCAAAGUUCUCUCCUGCAAGCUCCGACCAGACGAAGCUGCUCAGAGCCUUGACCGCACUUGAUUACCUCUUCGAUCCUUCCCGCGAUAGCAAGGACAAGCCUGAAGCUGCCGCAGAGGCGCUGGAGCCAGCUCAAAAAGAAGAUAUCCUCUUGACGCUAUACGAGGAUGCUGCGUUUGCACCUCUCUGGGAGAAGCUCAGCGAGUGCCUUACCGUCAUCCGUCAACGCGGCAACAUGCUCAACAUUGCCACCACUCUCCUCCCCCUCAUCGAAUCUCUCAUGGUUGUAUGCAAAAACACCACUUUGAAGGAGGCUCCACUGUCUAAGAUGCUUGCGAAGGAGUUUGCGCUGUCCAGCCCGCCGCCUGAGAACAAGAUGGAGAAUCUGUUCUUCAACUUUACAGAGGAACAUCGCAAGAUAUUGAAUGAUCUUGUCCGGCAAAACCCUAAGCUGAUGAGCGGUACUUUCUCCUUGCUUGUGAAGAACUCCAAGGUUCUGGAAUUUGACAAUAAGCGCAACUACUUCAAUCGGAAACUUCACUCACGUGGUGGCGAUCGACAAGCACAUCCGCCAUUGCAACUCUCUGUUCGCCGAGACCAAGUCUUCUUGGAUUCUUUCAAGUCGCUCUACUUCAAAUCGGCAGAUGAAAUGAAGUACGGAAAGCUCAGCAUUCGCUUCCACGGUGAAGAAGGUGUCGAUGCUGGUGGUGUUACUCGCGAGUGGUUCCAGUCAAUCUCUCGCCAGAUGUUCAACCCCGAUUACGCCCUCUUCGUACCUGUUGCAUCUGACCGCACCACUUUCCACCCGAACCGAUUGAGCUCCAUAAAUCCUGAGCAUUUGAUGUUCUUCAAGUUUAUUGGUCGUAUCAUUGGCAAAGCGCUUUAUGAAGGCCGUGUCCUGGACUGCCAUUUCAGCCGCGCUGUCUACAAGCAAAUCAUGGGCAAGCAAGUCAGCCUCAAGGACAUGGAGACGCUCGAUCUUGAGUAUUACAAGUCACUUGAGUGGAUGAUCCAUAACGAAAUUACGGACAUCAUUACGGAAACCUUCUCAGUGGAAGUGGAAGCUUUUGGCGAAAUGCAAACAGUCGACCUUAUCGAGAAUGGCCGCAACAUCCCAGUGACCGAGGACAACAAGCACGAAUAUGUUCGCCUUAUUACUGAACAUCGCCUCCUCGGCGCCGUUCAAGAACAACUGGAUCACUUCUUGAAGGGCUUCCAUGAUAUCGUUCCUGCGGAGCUUGUCUCAAUCUUCAGCGAACAAGAACUCGAACUUCUCAUCUCUGGUCUGCCUGAUAUCAAUGUCGAUGACUGGAAGAACAAUACCGAAUACCACAACUACACUGCUGCAUCACCACAAAUCCAAUGGUUCUGGCGGGCAGUCCGAACAUUCGAGAAAGAAGAGCAAGCUAAGUUGCUUCAAUUCGUCACUGGUACGAGCAAAGUGCCCUUGAAUGGAUUUAAAGAACUUGAGGGUAUGAAUGGCUUCUCCAAGUUCAACAUCCACCGUGACUAUGGCAGCAAAGAUCGUCUACCAUCUAGUCAUACUUGCUUCAAUCAACUGGAUCUGCCCGAGUAUGAGACAUAUGAGGAUCUUAGGAAAGCCCUCUACACCGCCAUGACUGCUGGUGGUGAAUACUUUGGUUUCGCCUAGACGACCAGAUUGCAUGGUUGGCUCAAACAGCAGUUCAUUCACGAUAGUACUUUUCGAAUACAUUGUUACAACGGGUUGCAUUGCAGGCGCAGCAAGGUGUGUAUGGGAUAUACCUAGGGUAGGGCCAAGGAAGGCGCAUGAGCAUUGGUGAGAGAAGGUCGAUCAGCAUAAUUUCACUUCUGUAUGAGUAGAGAAAUUGAAGGGACCCGCGCUGAUAAGGAGCGAAUGAAGAUUGCCUGAAAGAAGGGUUCGACUGAAGGGAGAUUGGGAGUGCAGGCCCAGUCUUUCUGACGUAGAACUAACUUUAACUGGGCUGAAAGAGAGUUUCGUCUCAUCUUUUGUUUUUGAUACCAUAGUUUGGUAGUAAAUAGAUAGUUCAAGUGGCUUUUUCUUCAACCUAACUUC
Messenger RNA from Bipolaris maydis ATCC 48331, 12029 nucleotides. RefSeq lists its product as uncharacterized. Lineage: Eukaryota; Fungi; Ascomycota; Dothideomycetes; Pleosporales; Pleosporaceae. The record is from RefSeq and is a predicted model, not a curated record. Gene Ontology annotation, cellular component: cytoplasm. Gene Ontology annotation, molecular function: ubiquitin protein ligase activity. Gene Ontology annotation, biological process: protein polyubiquitination.